Messenger RNA from Seminavis robusta, 2028 nucleotides. Lineage: Eukaryota; Bacillariophyta; Bacillariophyceae; Naviculales; Naviculaceae. The record is from the annotation of a GenBank genome assembly.
AUGGGCAUGGUUGGAAAGAGGCUCAUUCUAGCACAAGAAGAAGCUGAUGCAGCUGAUGCAGCUGAUGCAGCUAAUGCAGAUGCUCCAGUUACUAGCCCUAUGGAUAGAGCAAGAGCAAGAGCAAGCCCCCCUGCACGUGCCGGAGCCGAUGCCAGUGCCAGCCCAGCUUCGGUCCUACAGGUCUCUAUUUGCACACAGAAUACCAGCAGUGUAAUUGCUGCAAAGAAUUCACGGAAGACUCCAACGGAACCCCACCAAUUUCCAUCACAGGACGAUGUGCAACAAGAUCAACAGGUUCUGAUCGGAGCAGUGGCAGUACGAGGGGCUACUAGAGAGGAACAAGAUGUAUCCUCAGGAACCAGCACUCCCGAUCUGGAACAGCAAGACUUUGUUCGUGAUAAUCAUCAUGGCAAUCGUAAUGCCGGCCUGGUGGUAGCAGAGUCAGUGGGCGACCUGGAACUGCCCAGAGCCAUAGCUGUUCCUGCCAUUGACAGCACCAACACCAGACGGUCCAUUACUCAGAAGUAUCAAUUUCGAUUUGCAGCUUUUGCAAUCACUCUAUUGCUCAUUGGAGGGAUCAUUAUCGGCUCCAUUUGUGGGGCUGGAUUGUGUAAGGCUGAUGAUUCUGUUCAGCCUACAAUGACAGACAGGGACAUGCUUCAGGCUCCCAAAAUGAAAGCAGUCCUAACUGAAAUCUUGGGAGAUGGCUACUUUGAUCAAGUGGAAGAAUCCGGUGAUGGUUUGGAAGUGCAUCUAUCUCAAUUCUUGCUGGAAACAAGGCAGACAGCAUUUGAUUGGAUCGUCAACCACGAUCCGAUGCAGUUGGGAUAUAGAGCUCCCAAUUUGGUUCAACGAUUUGUUCUGGUGCUCUUCUACUACCAGACCACAAAGAACAAACCAUGGAAGGUGUGCAACCCACCAGCAACCAACCAAAGACGCACAACAACCAAUUUUUGCUACCAGCCAGAGUACCACACUGGUGACAUUACAGUAAACAUCUGGGGCGACCAGUGGCUCUCUGACAGUCACGAAUGCCAGUGGGCUGGAGUAGCCUGUGAGACUGUACAGUCAAAAGAAAAGACAGUUGUUGAACUAGUCCUUGAACGCAAUCAUCUCAAUGGCCAUCUUCCCUGGGAGGUUGCACAACUGCCAUGGUUGAAACAACUUGAUUUGUACAAAAAUGUGCUAACUGGAACACUGCCACCAAAGUUCUUUUCCAACCAAGCGGGUCUUGCCCUGGAAGCUCUCUUGUUGGGUGAGAAUCAAUUCUCUGGCACUAUUCCUGUAGAAUGGGUUCCUGACCUUCUUGAAGGAAAUGGAAAAUUUUACCAUCUUGGUCUACAGCAAAACACUUUGACCGGGAAAAUUCCCUCAGAGUUGGGUCUACUCACUUUCAAAACCCUUUCACUUGCAAACAACAAACUCACAGGUUCUAUUCCACAAGAAAUAUUCAACCAAUCUUUGCUUGAGUGGCUCUUUCUGAGCAACAAUGAUUUCACGGGCACAUUGCCAAGUGAAGUUGGACUGCUCUCUAAUUUGCAAAGGCUGAACUUGACUUACACACAGAUUUCUGGUUCCUUACCCUCUGAGAUAGGCCUGCCAAACCAGCUUGUUGAACUCGUACUCUCUAACACCAACCUGCAAGGGACAAUUCCUGAUGAACUCUAUACAAGACUUGACGGUCUUCAGGGUUUGUCGCUUAGCAAUUGCAACUUUUCUGGUACCAUCAGCCCAUCACUUGGCCUGUUGACAACCCUAAGCCACCUGCAUCUGUCCAAAAACAAGUUCCAUGGGACCAUCCCGAAUGACCUUGUGGCAGUCACAAUGCUGGAACACCUACUGGUCGAUGGAAAUGACUUAUCUGGCACAGUUCCAAUCUCCUUCUGUCAAAAUUUCUAUGCCAAAGAAGGAACUUUUUACAAGGUUGUGGCAGACUGUUUGCCGGAUCCAGAAACUGGAAUACCAAGAAUAGAAUGUGAUUGCUGCACGAGUUGCUGUGAUGAGACAGGAGUUUGCCUUGCCAAUUAA